Messenger RNA from Syzygium oleosum, 1716 nucleotides. Its product is annotated as 3-ketoacyl-CoA synthase 20-like. Lineage: Eukaryota; Viridiplantae; Streptophyta; Magnoliopsida; Myrtales; Myrtaceae. Gene Ontology annotation, molecular function: acyltransferase activity, transferring groups other than amino-acyl groups. The record is from RefSeq and is a predicted model, not a curated record. The transcript is spliced from 2 exons. Gene Ontology annotation, cellular component: membrane. Gene Ontology annotation, biological process: fatty acid biosynthetic process. Bases 163 to 1560 code for a protein of 465 amino acids.
GUCCCUUCCUCUUACACAAACCCUACUUCUCUCAUUUUCCCAGGAAGGACUUGAGCUGUUGCACUUGCACUCAACCAUCAUCACAACAUGCCCAAGCAUAAAUUGUUUUCUUCUUGAUCCCUCACUCUCUUCACUUGUUCACAAACACACACACACUAAAAAAUGUCUUCAUUUGAUAUAUCAACCUUCACUCUUGAACAUGUCAACCUCAACUCCACGGGAAUUUUUCUCCUAUGCCUAACCCUAAUCCUUUUCCUAGCGACCCUUCUCAAGCCAAAAUACCCCAACAAGGUGUUCUUGCUGGACUUUGUGUGUUACAAAGCCCCCGACGCCCAAUCUUGCUCGAAAGAGUCAUUCAUGGAGAAGGCCCGGCUCUACGGGAAGUUCUCGGACGCGACCCUCGACUUCAUGCGCAAGACGCUGGAGCGGUCGGGGCUUGGGGAGUCGACGUACCUGCCCGAGGCGCUGCUCCGGCAACCCCCGAACCCGUGCUUGGAGGAGUCAGUGAAGGAGGCCGAGGCGGCUAUGUUCGGGGCUGUCGACGAGGUGUUGGCCAAGACGGGGGUGAGAGGGGAUGAGAUCGGGGUGUUGGUGGUGAACUGCUGCAUAUUCAAUGUGGUGCCUUCCCUAUCUUCCAUGAUAGUGAACAGGUACAAGCUCAAGGAAGAUGUGUUGAGCUACAGCCUCCAAGGAAUGGGUUGCAGUGCAGGGCUCGGUGCUAUAGGUCUCGCCAAGAAUCUGCUUCAGGUGCAUCCCAACUCUUAUGCUUUAGUCGUGAGCACCGAGAACAUCACCGAGAAUGCCUACCUGGGCAAUGAUCGCUCCAUGACCCUCAUCAACUGCCUGUUCCGUGUCGGUGGGGCCGCGAUCCUCCUCUCGAACCGGCCUUCCGAUGCCCGGAUCGCCAAGUACAAGCUUCUCCACACCGUGCACACGCACACGGCCCGUUGGGACCGCUCCUACGAGUGCAUCUUCCAGGAGGAGGACCCGUGGGGCCAAGUGGGCGUCACCAUCACCAAGGACCUCAUGGCGGUGGCGAUCAAUGCCAUCGAGGCCAACAUCGCCGUGUUCGGCCGCCUCAUCCUCCCCAUGUCGGAGAAAAUCCUCUACGCCGCGAACUGCCUAGUGAGGCGCUUCCACAUGGCGAACGUCGAACCCUACGUGCCCGACUUCAAGAAGGUCGUGGACCACGUGUUCCCCCACGUGGGCGGCAAGCCAGUGCUCGACGAGCUCGAGAAGAGCCUCAGCUUGAGCGAGGCCCACAUGGAGGCAUCGAGGAUGACGCUGUACCGGUUUGGGAACACGUCGAGCAGCUCGAUCUGGUACGCGUUGGCGUACGCCGAGGCCAAAGGGAAGAUGAAGCGGGGUGACCGGGCGUGGCAGAUCGCGUUCGGGUCCGGUUUCAAGUGCAGCAGCGUGAUAUGGGAGGCGAUCAGGACUGUCGGCGGCAGGGAGAGGAGCAACCCGUGGACGGACGAGAUCGAUGGGUUCCCCGUGCCCACUAAGAACAUAGAACCAAUUCCUUACUAUUUCGAGCCAUCUAAGAAAAAGGAGGCAUGAGUUUCAAGGCGUAACGAUAUCUAUUAUGCUACAUAGCAUGACAUAAUUAAUGAUGUUUUGGGAGGAUUAUUCCUCAGAAACAAUGUUUAAUCGGGCGGUCCUUGAACACUUUUUUGAUUAAUAGCAUUUACGAGGCUUUGAUUGCUUGUUAUAGAA